CAGUCACCACCAAAACUCACAAGCCUGCCUGCCUACCUACCUGAUUGUAUACAUACUGGCAUACAUCAUCCUUACGCCCUUCUUCCAAACUCGAUGAUGGUCACCUGGAUGAGAUAGACAGGAGAGAUCGAGAGAUCAGGAGGGACUGAAACUGAUCUAUUAUGGUUUAAUUUAAUCCUCCGGCCAGGGGUGUAUGCAUGCAUGGAACCAGCAGCCGUCGAUUCCCCAGUUCCCGGCGGAGGCCGCGACAACGAAGACGACGCUCCUGAUCCACCUCAACCUCCUCCUCCUCCUCAGCAGCAGCAGCAGCAGCAGCAAAAGCCUAGUCGAUACGAGUCGCAGAAGCGACGCGACUGGAACACCUUCCUCCAGUUCCUUUCGAAUCACUACAAGCCAGCUCUACCCCUGGCGCUGUGCGGCGGCCCUCACGUGGUGGAGUUCCUCAAGUACCUGGACCAGUUCGGGAAGACGAAGGUGCACGUGGCGGGGUGCUCCCACUUCGGACUCCCCCGGCCGCCGGGCCCCUGCGGCUGCCCCACCCGCCAGGCCUGGGGCUCCCUCGACGCCCUCAUCGGCCGCCUCCGCGCCGCAUACGACGAGAACGCAUCGCCAACAGCCGGAGGCCCCAAUCCCUUCGGUGCCCGGGCGGUCAAGGCGCACCUCCGGGAGGUGAGGGAGAGCCAGGCCAAGGCCCGCGGCGUCGCCUACGACAAGAAGAAGAGGAAGAGGCGCCACCAACUGCUGCUGCCACCCUCCGGCGAGGGGAGUUCCUCAGCUGCUACUAGUGCUGCAACGGCUGUAACUGUGGCAGUUGCUGGCUCUAGUACAGCUGCUGCUGCUGCUGCUGCUGCUGCAACUGAUCAAGGUGGAAGUUUAGGGAUUAGGGAUCCGGGCCAUGCAGAUGAGACAGGGAAUUUAACGUCCGAUUCAUGAGGACGUGAUUGAUUAUACUUCGAUUCCCUUCGAUUGCUUGUUACUAAUCCUCUUUGGUUCUUCAUGAUCAGCAGGUAAAUUAAUUGUAAAUAAUAUUAUUACAAAUUGCAAUUAAGCAUCCAUGCAUGCCUGUUCAUGACAAUCUACUCAUCAUGGAUAUAAAUGUUCCGACUAGUUAGGUCGAUCUAGGAUUGAGAUACAUGUUUCUUCGAGUCAUUAAGCACAUUUUUGUUACUUAAUCAAGAACAAAAACAUAAACAGGAAGAAACUAGCUAGUUAUUUGUGUACACCAAGACAUUAGGUAAUUAGUACUGUAAUUACUGCUGUUAACCUUUUGGAUUAUUUGUUAUAUUGGUUUGGAAAUGAAAUAGAAAGAACAUGAACUUGUUCAUGUUUGAUCAUUCAA
Zingiber officinale is the source of this 1339-nucleotide messenger RNA. Its product is annotated as protein G1-like8. Bases 202 to 933 code for a protein of 243 amino acids. Gene Ontology annotation, cellular component: nucleus. NCBI's taxonomy places the organism in Eukaryota, Viridiplantae, Streptophyta, Magnoliopsida, Zingiberales, Zingiberaceae. The transcript has a single exon. Gene Ontology annotation, biological process: mRNA transcription; response to light stimulus. The record is from RefSeq and is a predicted model, not a curated record.